AUGAUGGUCCUAUUUUUUACCACUAGUAUUCAAGAUCCAACCCGCGUGUGUGGGAGCUACGAGAUAUUUGGGACAGGAAUAAGGGCAAACUCCCAAGACGAAUACAAGCAAUGGAAACGUCGGUAUCAACAAAGUGGCGUACCUUUCCUCGCGGAAGCCGUUGAUCAAAUGAUUGUCAUCAUGCCAACCAGAGGUCCAAUGAUCCUUGAGAUGAGUAAGUGA
Acaulospora colombiana is the source of this 222-nucleotide messenger RNA. Lineage: Eukaryota; Fungi; Glomeromycota; Glomeromycetes; Diversisporales; Acaulosporaceae. The record is from the annotation of a GenBank genome assembly.